Messenger RNA from Leptomonas pyrrhocoris, 1075 nucleotides. Its product is annotated as putative DSBA thioredoxin. The transcript has a single exon. NCBI's taxonomy places the organism in Eukaryota, Euglenozoa, Kinetoplastea, Trypanosomatida, Trypanosomatidae. Gene Ontology annotation, molecular function: oxidoreductase activity. Bases 368 to 1075 code for a protein of 235 amino acids. The record is from RefSeq and is a predicted model, not a curated record.
AGCAUGCCAAACACGCUCCACCAUAUUAUUAGCGCCAACUAAAGCUACUCUUACUCUCACCACUAUUCUUGUUUCAGUUACUAUUACUAUUACUAUUAUUAUUAUUAUUAUUAUUUCUCUGUCUCAGAGACCUCGCAGCAAUAUAUACUAUUCUUAAAAGAACAAAAGACAAUAACCCUUUCCAUUUUUCUUUUUGCCCAUUGCGUGCAGUAUCCCGUCUUACUUUUGCGUAGACAACGACAGGCAAACCACACGCUUGCUGCAUUCACAUUUACAGUCCGCGGACCCUGUCCUCCGUCACAUUCACGUACGCGCACCUCGAGCACGCGUAACGCCUCCACACGCACACAUCACACAUCAAGCCAUCAUGUCAGCCACUAAAGUUGUCGUCAACGUGACGUCGGACGUGGCGUGCCCGUGGUGCUGGGUGGGCAAACGCGCCAUCGAGGUGGCCGCCGCAAACGUCAACGCCAGCCGUCCCAACGCCCCCUUUGAGCUGGAGCUGCACUGGCUGCCCUUCCAGCUAGAUCGCGAGCUCAAGUCCGGGACGACGGCCAGCUUCUCGGAGAAGAUCGGCCAGAUCAUGGGCAACCCCCGCAUCGUGGAGCAGUGGACGAAGCACCCGGAAACGAUCCCGAUGAAUCGCAGCUGCGCCGCGUCCAACCUGCCGGACAUCGCCUUCCGCUACACCGAGAAGAACGUGAUAUUCAGCACCUACCGUGCCCACACCCUCCUCACCUACGCCGGUCCGGUGCAGAAGAACUGGGCCGCGCAGAAUCGUUUGAAGGAGGCGCUGCUCCGCAUGACCCACAAGGAGGGAAAGAACCUGGACAAUAUCGAUGAGCUGGUUGCAGCAGCGAAGGAGGCGGGCAUCGCGGAGACCCAACAGGAGGUGGAGUCGAUCUUGAACGACACAGAGGUGACGACUUUGCUGGACAAGGAGCUGCGCGAGUCCCGUCGCCUGCCGCACUUUAACGGCGUUCCAUACUUUGCUUUCCCCAACAAGAAGAACCUCAGUGGUGGACAGCCCGUGGAGGUGUUUGAGGCUGCGAUCGUCGAAGUGCUUGGGAAGUAG